Hordeum vulgare subsp. vulgare (domesticated barley) is the source of this 1504-nucleotide messenger RNA. RefSeq names its product NAC domain-containing protein 92-like. The coding region runs from base 116 to 1180 and encodes 354 amino acids. NCBI's taxonomy places the organism in Eukaryota, Viridiplantae, Streptophyta, Magnoliopsida, Poales, Poaceae. The transcript has 2 exons. Gene Ontology annotation, biological process: regulation of DNA-templated transcription. The record is from RefSeq and is a predicted model, not a curated record. Gene Ontology annotation, molecular function: DNA binding.
AUUUAAGAACCUCCUCUCAUAUGUGUAGAUAUCCCAUAGUUACACAAAUCUUCAUCAUUUCAUUUCCCCCAAUAUUUUUGCCACCCUAGAACCAAUUUUCCAGACAGCCUCCGCCAUGGCAGACCACAUUCAAGUUCAGCGACAACAACUAAAGUUUCCGACGGGGUUCAGGUUUCACCCGACGGAUGUGGAGAUCAUCACCUCCUACCUGGUCCCUAAGGUGUUGAACAAAGCAUUCAACGCCAUAGCGGUCGGGGAGGUGGACCUGAACAAAUGCGAGCCGUGGGAACUCCCCGAGAAGGCGAACAUGGGGGAGAAGGAGUGGUACUUCUUCUCCCAAAAGGACCGCAAGUACCCCACCGGUAUACGGACCAACCGGGCCACGGCCGCCGGCUACUGGAAGGCCACUGGAAAGGACAAGGAGGUCUUCCACCAGGCGACCACGAGUCUCAUCGGCAUGAAGAAGACGUUGGUCUUCUACAUGGGUAGGGCGCCUAGGGGGGAAAAGACCAACUGGGUAAUGCACGAGUAUAGGCUUGAGAGUGGAAAGCAAGGAACACCUGGCCUACCCACCGACAUCACCACCGCCGCCGCCAUUAACGCAUCUUCCAAGGAGGAGUAUGUGGUUUGCAGGAUAUUCCAUAAGAGCACUGGACUCAAGAAGGUUGUGAUGUCGUCGUACGCCAUUCCCAUGCCAAUGUCCAUGGGAGCAGCGCAGCAACAUGGCUUCCUUGAAUCUGGUGCAUUGCCUUCUCUCAUGGGCUAUGGCACAUCAUCGUCAUCACCGGCGCCCCCAUCGUUGCUACCUGCAGCUUCUUCAUACCAGCUGCAUAACGUCGGGGUGAGCUCGUCUAUGAUGGGUAGCGCGAUGCUCCCGAUGAUGAAUGACCACUACUUUGGGAACCACCACUACCAGAAGAUGCCCACCCCACCACAGCCACUGAUGUCGUCCUACCACCAAGACCACCACCAGCAACAACAACAAUUGAUUCAAAUGCCGAUGCAAAUGCAGAUGGGUGCAGACGAGGGCCUCAUGGUCGGGGUCGAGCCUGGGAGCGGGCCGUCGUCCAUAUUGUCGCAGGAGGACACUGUGACCGGGUUGAGCAGCAAUGGCGUUGGAACAACCGCUGAUGAGAUCUCGUCAAUGAACAUAGGCAUGGAUGGCAUGUUGAAGUAUUGAUAAUCAGAUGAUCCAAGUGCUGCUAUAUAUAUGUAUGCAUGCAUAAUCAUCGAUCAAAAGAUGGAUUCAUAUAUACCACCAUCUAUAUAUAUUGGUUUGCACCGCAUUUUAUUUUUCAGUGUGAGAAGAGAGCUUGUAUGCAUUACUUGGCCUGGCUUGCCUCUCUCCUGUGCUAGUAUUGUGUGUAUGUGUUGUGUACUGGCCUGUAUAUGCCACCCACCGAUGUAUACCUGAUAUAUUUGCAUGUGUUCAGUGUGUACAUCAUGCAUGUAUUGAACCUAUGUGCAAUAAACUAUUUUAUAUAAUUUUGAAUGUUUGACAAAA